AUGAUUGUUAAUUCAAAUUCAUUCAUUUCAUAUUAUAUUCCAAAAGCAAACAUGUCAUUCACUCACAAAACUUUAUUUUAUUCGCGUGCAAUUCAAAGAAAUACAAAUGUAAAUGUUUCAUAUCUGAAUGAACAAAAUCUUAUUAUUACAACAAAUGCAUUGAUUAUGAAAUCUGAUCAAACAAUUAUCUAUGAAUAUUGGGGAUACAACAUCUAUAGUAUUACAAUUCCUAACACAGUUAGAACAAUCAAAUCAAGUGCAUUCGAAAAUUCAACAGCAUCAAUUUGUUUUGAACAAAAUUCACAGCUUUCAUUGAUUGAAAAUAAUGCAUUUAGAAAUUGUUUAAAUCUAAAUAAACUUGAUUUUUCUUCAAACAAUCAUUUACAAACUAUUGAAUUUUCAUCAUUCAAAGAUUGUUCUAAUUUGGAUGAAAUAAUUUUUUCAUCACCCGAUUUAUAUAUAAACAACAAUGCAUUUGAGAAUUGCAUUAACUUAGAGAAAGUAAUUAAUAUUUUGAAUAUUCCAAAUCAAUGUUUUUCAGGUUGUUCUAAACUGACGCAAGUUACAAUUCAAGAAAAUGCAAGAACUAUCGGAGUUCGAUCAUUUGAGAAUUGCAAUUCAUUAACUAGUAUUAUUAUUCCAUCAACUGUUAACAUUAUUUCAGAAUAUUCAUUCGUUAACUGCAACAAUCUUAAAUCAAUCACAUUCUCACAAGAAAAUUCACUUUCUAUGAUAUUUGUUAAUUCAUUUUCUGGAUGUGAUUCACUUCAAAACAUCAGUAACUUCGAAUCAAAUAAAUAUAAAUGUAUUGAUAAUACUCUUUACUUCAAAAAUGAUAAAAAUCUUGAUCUUAUUUAUCAUUUGAGUCAAUCAUUAGAUAAAGUGCUAAUUGUCAAUUGUACUAUUAUUUGCCGAUAUUCAUUUAAUCACAGCAACAAUAUUGUCAACAUCAGUCUUUCACCAAACAGUGUUUCGUUGAUUGAAUCAUAUUCAUUCAACAGCUGUUUAAAUCUUAAAUAUGUUAAUUUCCCUCUUAGUGUUGAAAAUGUUUCAUUUCUUGCAUUCAAUGAAUGCAAAUCUAUUCAAUGUCCUCUUUAUAUUGAGAACAAAACUACUGAAUAUCUUAAGAUGAUUGUCGAAUCUGAUAUUUCUCCAUAUCUUAUUAUUAAAUGUCGUGUUGUUCAUGGUUCAAACAAACUUCAAUGUCUUCGAACUUUAUGUAAUAAAUCAGCUAAACUUUUCUUCCAACAUCUUUCUAAAUAA
Messenger RNA from Trichomonas vaginalis G3, 1263 nucleotides. RefSeq names its product amphoterin-induced protein family. The record is from RefSeq and is a predicted model, not a curated record. The coding region runs from base 1 to 1263 and encodes 420 amino acids. Lineage: Eukaryota; Parabasalia; Trichomonadida; Trichomonadidae. The transcript has a single exon.